AUGCAGGAAUCGGGACAACAGCAAACGGUUGCAAGUCCAGUGAGCACGCCAAGAUCGAAAAAACCCAAGAAAAACAAACCAACAAAUUUAAUAUUGACACCAACAAUGGAGGAGCAACGCCAAAGUACAGAAAUUUCGAUUGAAAUUAUUAAGAAGGCCGAAGAGACCUAUGUCGAUGAGGCUGUGAAAAUAAAUGAUGGCCGUUUUCGAUUCGGAGACCAAAUUGAAAUUGGUCAAGAUGGAAUUUAUUCCAUGAUGACGCCAGAAAAUUUUGAAACAGAAUCCAUGAGCUCCUUAGAUGUUCCAGAUAAUUCCUCCCUGUCUACUGUAAAUUCACCUAGUACAGCAUCCACUUUUUAUUUAAACCCAGAUCAACACAUGCAAUAUGAGGAUCUGCAAGAAAUUUGUAAAUUAGGAAGAGGCGCUUCUGCCACAGUUUCCAAGGUUGUAAAUAAGAAGACCAAUCAAGUCUAUGCUAUGAAGAGAAUUAAUGUUGAUCUACAGGAUCAAAAACCCAAACUAAUCGUGUCAGAAUUUAAGGCUCUGUAUAAUUGUGAAUGUCCCUAUGUUAUGACGCUCUACGAUGCUUAUUAUAGACAAGGAUGUAUUUUUAUGAUUCUAGAAUUUAUGGAUUGUGGAUCUUUGGAAGACAUUUUAAAGACUGUUGGAAAAAUUCCAGAGGUAAUACUUUCACGUAUGUGCGAACAAAUGCUGAUAGGACUCAAUUACCUCCAUUCUGUUAAAAAGAUAGUUCAUCGUGAUAUUAAACCUGCGAACGUUCUUGUUCACAGCAGCGGUAGAGUCUGUAUCGCUGACUUUGGAAUGUCUGGAAUGGCCAAGUCUCAAAAGUACGUUCAGGCCAUUCAACAAACAGCUAAAUGGGAAACAUUCUGCGGCACAUAUGUCUAUAUGAGUCCAGAAAGGAUUAAGGGACAACCUCAUUCGUAUGACAGCGAUAUUUGGGCCUUUGGUCUUACCGUAGCAGAGAUGUUUUUGGGAUUUUUCCCUUUCAUUUUGAGCUCAAGCUCUACCAUAUGGGACAUGAUCAACCAUUUGGAGAAGACCAAUGAAGCUCCAUUCCCUCUUGAAGGAGCCUCACAAGAUUUUAAGGAUUUUGUUUAUUCAACUUUGCGGUUCCACAGGAAAGAACGACCUUCAGCUGCCUCACUUCUCUCUCAUCCUUUCAUUACGAAAUACAAACACAAGAAACCAUCGUUUGUUGAAAAAUGGCUCUAUUACUCAUACAUCAUCCCAAAACAAUUAGCAAAAGGAAAAACCAUGAUGAAAUCUGAACAACAGUGCGAAUCUCAUGUGCAUUCUUGUGAGGAUCUUGUCAUUAAGGACACAUUUACAAAUGCAGAGUAG
Molecule: messenger RNA, 1365 nt
Organism: Naegleria fowleri
Lineage: Eukaryota; Heterolobosea; Eutetramitea; Acrasida; Naegleriidae
Exons: 6
Coding region: 1-1365 (454 amino acids)
Biological process (GO): MAPK cascade; protein phosphorylation
Molecular function (GO): MAP kinase kinase activity; ATP binding
Source: RefSeq, a predicted model, not a curated record